GCUCUUUGUUUUAGUGAGUGAUCUGAGGAUUGUUCUGCUGGGGAAGAGUUUAUCAGAAAAUUUAAGAAUGAUGAACUCUAUUCUGGAAGUAGAUCUGAGACAAAGUGAAGCUCCUUCAGAUUGUUUUCUGAAUCAAAGUGUGAGAAUCAGUGGAACGGUGGAAAACAGACACAUCGCAGUCAUCAACAGUGCAAAUCUGCUUCAGCUGAACCUCUUACACAAUCAGAUCACAGAAAGAGUGAAAGACUGUAUGAGUUCGUCUGCUCCAGGACCUCAUGUGUUCAUACUUGUACUGCAGCAUCAUGACUUCAGUGAAGAGGACAGAAAGCAAGUGAAGAAUGUGUUAAAAGAAUUCAGUGAUCAGGCCAUAAAACGCACAAUAGUGAUGACUACUGAUCAACAAACUCACAGCUCCAUACCACCUUCUGUGAUUAUCAAUGAAUUCAUCAAUCAUUUGACAAAGGAGUGUGGAGGAGGACAUCUUCAGUUUGACGAAAGACAACCAGACUGGCGCUCUAAAGUUCUCAGAAGGGUAGAUGAUAUACUCAAGAAGGAAUGUGAAGAAUUUCUCAUCUGUGACAUAUAUGAAGAUGCAGAAGAAGGAACAUCAGUGGAUAAAAAGCAGAACAGACCUGAAAGUUCAGUAAAUGAAGGCAAUUCUGACCUUGAAAAGAGUGGAAAUAUUUUCAAGGUCAAGGAGAAUCAUAAAAGCAGAGGAUCAGCUCCAGUUUCUGGAAAAUCAAAUCUGAAUGUGGUGUUGUGUGGAAAUGAUGGACAAAUGAAGGUCACAGUGUCUAAAAUUCUAAGAGGGAAACCAAAAAUGCAUUUAGAUCAGAGAGAGUCCAGUUCAGUGUGUGUGAAGAAAGAAGAGAAAGUUCAUGGACGUCAGAUCUGUGUUGUGGAGCUUCCAGCUCUGACUCAACUCUCGGAUGAAGAGAUGAUACAAGAAACUUUCCACUGUCUGUCUCUAUGUUAUCCUGGAGUUAAUGUGUUUCUCUUCAUUCCUGUUGGUCCACUGAAUUAUGGAGAGAAAGCUGAAAUAGAGAAGAUCCAGAAGAUAUUUGGCUCUAGAGAUCACUUUGUGAUACUUUUCACAGCGAAGCUUGCUGUUGAAGGACCAGAGACAGAUUUUGUAAAGUCAUGGUCAGAACCUCUGAACAAUCUCUGUGGAGGACGACACAAAGUGCUAAAGGAACAUGGAAAAUCCAAACAGAUUCCAGAUCUACUGGAUUAUAUAGAGAACAUGAAGACUGAACCAUAUUCACUUCAGAUGUUCGUGAGAGCUCGAGAAAUGAGAUAUGAAAAAAAACUCAAAAGAAUGGAGAAUGAAAUCAAAGUGUUAAAAGAGAAGAUUAAGGCAGACGGUGCUGAAGAUGACCAGGAGUGUUUGAGAAUUGUAUUGAUGGGAAAGACAGGAAAUGGAAAGAGUGCAACAGGAAACACAAUCCUAGGGGAAAACCUAUUUGAGAGCAAAUCAAGGUCAAAGUCAGUGACGAGUGUUUGUGAGAAAGAAGUUUGUGAAGUUGAUGGUGGAUCAGUAGCUGUUGUUGAUACUCCAGGACUGUUUGACACAACACUGCCAAAUGAACAAGUGAUUGAUGAAAUAGUGAAAUGUGUGUCACUGUCAUCACCUGGACCUCAUGCCUUCAUCAUUGUGUUGAGUGUCGGAAGAUUCACUCGAGAGGAGUCAGAUGCUGUAGAUCUGAUAAAGAAGAUAUUUGGUACAAAAGCUGCACAGUUCACAAUUGCUCUCUUCACUAGAGGAGAUGAUCUUCAGGGUGAAUCUAUAGAAGACUUUGUGAAGGACGGUUCUGCAGAACUGAAGAAACUGAUCAGAGACUGUGGAAACAGAUUCCUGGUGUUUAAUAACAGAGAAACACAAGACAGAACUCAAGUGACUCGACUGAUAAACAUGAUAGAAGAGAUGAAAACAACAAAUCAGGGUCAAUAUUUCACUAACAGCAUGUUUGAAGAGGCAGAGAUGAGCAUUAAAAAGAGAAUGGAGGAAAUACUGAAAGAGAAAGAGAGAGAAAUUCAGACUCAGAAAGAGAAAUUAAAGGCCAAACAUGAGAUGGAGAAAGAGAACAUGAUGAAGAGAUUAGAGGAAGAGAAGAGAAGAGCAGACGAGGAAAGAAUUCAGAUGGAGAAAAACUUCAGAGAACAGAAGGAAACUCUGAGAAAAGAGUUUGAAGAGAAAGAGAAAACAGAACAACAGAAACGAGAUCUUGAGAAACAGAAACAAAUAGAGGAAGAAAGACAACAAAGAGCUGAACAUCUUCAGAAGAUAGAAGAGAUGAAGAGAGAGACUGAACAUCAGAGAUCACUUUAUGAACAACAGCAGAGAGAGAGAGAAGAGGAGGAUAGAAAGAGAGAAGAGAAAUACAGACACGAUCAAGAGAAGAUCAAACAAGAACAAGAACAGAUUAUAACACAAUUACAAAAGAGACAAGAAGAAGAGAUUAGAAAGAGAGAAUCUGAGGAGCAAAAGAGACAUGAAGAAGAAGAGAGACAGAGAGAAGAAUGGAGGAGAAGAAUAAAAGAAGCUGAAAAUGAGAGAAAAGAGACUCAAGAGGAAAUUAAACGACAAGAGAGAGAAUGGGAGGAAGACAAGAAACGACAGAUGAGAGAACGAGAGGAAGUUGAGAGAAAGAGAAGAGAGAAACAUGAAGAACAACUGAGAGAAAAACAAGAAGAACUGGAGAAAAUGAGACAGAAGAUUGAGAAAGAGAGAGAAGAAGAGAGACGACAGAGAGAUGAAGAGAGAGAGAAACUGAGACGAGAGAAAGAAGAGAAAGAGAGAGAGUAUGAAGAGAAGAAAAAUGAAAUGAUGAAACAUUAUGAGCAGCUGGAGAGAAAGAGAACAGAGACGUGGGAGAGAAAACAACGAGAAGAUGAUGAGAGAAGAGAAGAAGAGAGAAAGAGAUGGGAGAAAAUGAUAGAAGAUCUUAAACAAGAGCAGGUGAAGGAGAGGAUGACAAGAGAAACCCAAGAGAGAGAGAGAAAAGAAAGAGAAGAGAAAGAGAGAGAAGAAAUAAAGGAGGAGCAUGAGCGGAGAAUAAAAGAGAUGAAGAAGAAACAUGAAGAUGAAGCCAGAAAACAAGCAGAAGAGUUGAAUGAGUUCAGAGAGAGAAAAGAACGACAGAUUCAAGAUCUCAAACAGAUGCUGGAAGAACGUCAGAAACAUCAAGAAUUACUGGAGGAGUUCUAUCAACUCUUAAAUAACGAAGAGAAUAUAGACAUAGAAAAGCUGAAAAAAAAGGUUGAAGAAUUAAAAAAGAAAUCAAGCUGUGUCAUUCUGUAACAUCAUUAAUGUUGAAUAGUAAACAGUAAGUGGAAUCAAAACAAUAUAGAUUUGUUUUUACUUUUAUAGAUUUAUUUUAAAGUCAGCAUACUGGAAUAUUACUGUGUUUAUAAGGGCAUCUUUCAAUUUAUAGCAUUUGAUUUAGAACCUGGUGCCUUUACUUUAAUCAGCCUACAAAGGCAAAGCACAGUAACUACACAUUUACUCAAAAUUGAGUUAAAGAGUAAAUAUUUUGUGAUUUUUAAGGUCUUACUUUGCUUUAUGGAGUGUUGAACAUUUACAUGUAUUCAUUUGGCAGACACUUUUAUUCAAAGCAUAUAAACAUUUUGUCAACACACUAAACAGUAGCGUUAGUUUACAAGGCCAUGCUACUAGAGGAUUAAAGCUGGAGUAAGCAAAGGAGAGUGAACAACAUUUUUGUUUUUGUUUUCUUUAAGACACAACACAGACAGUUAUUGGUUAGCAAAGUUAAUGUGGAACAGGUGUUUUUUGAGCAGUUUUUUGAAAGUUGUGAAGGAUGCUGCAGUUCAGGUGGAGGCUGGCAGUUCAUUCCACCACAAGGGAACACAAUGAGUACACACACGGUGUAAAAACACUUUCAUUUUCUAAUAGUCAGUUAUUCUUACCUUCUUCUUGACUGACUCAAAUGAUUCAUUCGGCGAUUCAUCUGUCUAAUCCCCUCCUUUCUGUCAGUCUAGUCUGCUGUUAUUGGUCUACCGCGUGUAAUGUUGCAAUGGAACGUAGGCGGGCAUUACACCGAGUGACGCAAAUCUGACCCGGAGCUGAAAUGAGAAUGACAGACGACUUGUUUGCAUGAUUCAGAAUCGACUCCUUUUUUUUCCAAGCCAAUAACUUUGUUAUUCGUUCACUUUCGGCUUCACAACUUGGCAGACUGCUUACAUUCACACAAAGCAACAUUAUACACUGCAAGGACAUUGUAAUAUUUACUCUUUAAAGCUUGAAAUGGGCUUUGUGACAUCUGUUUUUUUACCAGUCUCCUGGUUCAAUCUUGUGUUAAAAUUGCAGGAACUACAAAAGUAAUUAUUGAAGUAAAACUUUAAAGGCAUUUUUCUUAGUUACAGUUUUUGUGUAGUUACUGCACUUUGCAUUAGUAGGGCAGAUUAUUGAUAAAUGUUAAUUCAUUAUCAGUUCCACAUCAAGGAAAAGUGGCUUGGUCAGAUUAUAAUUGAUCCUUGUAAAGUAUCUCAUGUAAUCUAACUAAAUGAUCCCAAGAAUGAAUAAAAUGUCAAUAAAACAGUUGAUAUAUUGAUAUUGAUGUUUAUAUUACACUGUUAAAAAAAUGUAAUUUUAUAGGUAAUGGUCUGUAUUAUUUUACAGAAUUUUUCCUUUUUUCCAUUAAAAAGUUAAU
Messenger RNA from Triplophysa rosa, 4670 nucleotides. RefSeq names its product GTPase IMAP family member 8-like. Gene Ontology annotation, molecular function: GTP binding. The record is from RefSeq and is a predicted model, not a curated record. The transcript is spliced from 3 exons. Lineage: Eukaryota; Metazoa; Chordata; Actinopteri; Cypriniformes; Nemacheilidae. The coding region runs from base 68 to 3301 and encodes 1077 amino acids.